This is a messenger RNA of Arachis duranensis, 456 nucleotides long. RefSeq lists its product as uncharacterized. The transcript is spliced from 2 exons. Gene Ontology annotation, biological process: DNA integration. Gene Ontology annotation, molecular function: nucleic acid binding. The record is from RefSeq and is a predicted model, not a curated record. NCBI's taxonomy places the organism in Eukaryota, Viridiplantae, Streptophyta, Magnoliopsida, Fabales, Fabaceae. The coding region runs from base 1 to 456 and encodes 151 amino acids.
AUGAAACAGGGCAGCAAGUAUUAUGGCAGUGUCAUGGAUCAGCAUAUGGAGGUCACUUUAGUGGAGAAAGGACAGCAGCAAAAGUGCUCCAAUCCAGAUUUUACUAGCCAACAGUGUUUAAGGAUGCUAAGGAAAUGGGGUCAAGAUUUCAUGGGACCCUUCCCAACUUCCUACUUAAAUAGCUACAUAUUAGUGGCUGUUAAUUAUGUUUCAAGAUGGGUAGAAGCCAUAGCUACCGCAACAAAUGACAACAAGGUUGUGAUAAGCUUCUUGAGAAGGAACAUCUUUAGUAGAUUUAGAGUUCCCAGAGCUCUCAUUAGUGAUGGAGGGUCACACUUCUGCAACAAACAACUGGAAGCACUCAUUCUCAGAUAUGGAGUAAAGCACAAAGUGGCAACUCUAUACCACCCACAGACCAACGGGCAAGUUGAGAUCUCCAACAGAGAGCUGAAAUGA